Messenger RNA from Rhododendron vialii, 2374 nucleotides. Its product is annotated as F-box/LRR-repeat protein At1g67190-like. Lineage: Eukaryota; Viridiplantae; Streptophyta; Magnoliopsida; Ericales; Ericaceae. The record is from RefSeq and is a predicted model, not a curated record. The coding region runs from base 907 to 2166 and encodes 419 amino acids. The transcript has a single exon. Gene Ontology annotation, molecular function: protein binding.
CAAGAGAGGAAGAGGAAGUUAAAAAUAGUUGCUUGCACUCCCUCUCUCCCUCUCUCUCUGGGUUGUCGGAUCUCGCUCCCAAAAUUGCGCUAUAAUCAAUCUCGUCUUGACCCUAUCAGCCAUCUACCUCGUCCAACCAAUCGAUUCCCUUCUACACACUCUUCCUUCUCCAAAACGUGCUCUCUCAAUGGUGCGUGUACACGUCAUUUCAAUCCCUUUUGGUGAUCUCUGGCAAGGUCUUCCAGGUAUAACUGUUCUCUAUUCAAUCGAUCAAUCAACUCCAGCGUUUUUCUCACCUGAGUUCGCUUGAAUCUCCCAUUUUUAUCUCCUUAUUCUGAACUGAAGUUCAUUGUUGCAACUGGGUUGGAACUCUUGUGUUUCGUGGGUUGGUUUCAUAUGAUGGCAUGUUGCACACAUGUUUCAUGUUUUUCGUGAUAUCGAAUUUGUUUCGGUACUGUGCCUUGGUGUUUUCCGGAUGUCCACUUGUUUGUGUUUGAACUCAGAUCAGUUUGCUGGUAGAUUAUCUUCUUCCCUUACGUGAAUGCCAAUAUUUCAAGCAUCUGACUCGAAAAUAAUUGCCAAUAAGUGGAGAGGUCGCUCAUGUGCGGGUUUGGAGGUGAUAAUAUAACGGGUGUGGGAUAACGGACCAUAUCCUCUUUUGGAUAGCACUUGGUUGGCUUAAUUCAGAACCUAGAUACCAUGUUUUCCAAUUUUCUUUAUCAUUUUUUCGAUGUUCCCAGCUUUUGGUAGAUAGGAUCAUUUUGGUGAAUUGGGUGUUGGUACGAGACUUUGCCAAGGCUUUCAUAUUGACAGUUUGGUUGUUGCUAUCUGAAUUUGAUUGAUCCCCUGGGGAAAAAAAAAAUUUCAAGUUGUGGAUUUGAACAACUUGGUGGUUGUUUUUUUCACAUGGAGUACCUUCCGGUGGAAGUAAUUGGGAACAUAUUAUCGCGGCUAGGAGCAGCCAGGGAUGUGGUGAUAGCAUCUGCAACGUGUAGGAAAUGGCGAGAAGCUUGUCGCAAACACCUCCACACACUGUCAUUCAGUUCUGACGACUGGCCUGUCUAUCGUGAUCUCACAACCAGUCGGCUUGAGAUCCUGAUUACUCAGACCAUAUUUCAAACAGCAGGAUUACAAGGCCUGUAUAUUUUUAUGGAUGAUGUUGAUGAAUUUUCGGCUUCCACGGUUAUUGCUUGGCUCAUGUACACAAGGGAAACCUUACGUGAGUUGAUUUAUAACGUCCGCACUACUCCAAAUGUUAACAUUCUUGACAUAUGUGGGCGGCAGAGACUGGAAACAUUGGUCUUGGCUCAUAAUUCAAUCACAGGGGUUGAACCUUAUUACCAGAGGUUCCCCUGCUUGAAAUCCCUUUCUUUGAGUUAUGUUAGUAUCUCAGCAUUGGAUCUGAAUCUGUUGCUCACUGCUUGCCCUAAUAUUGAGAGGCUGACACUUAUCAAUCCUGAGAUUGCAAUGUCUGAUGCUCAGGUUACUGUUGAGCUGAAUAGUCCAACACUAAAGACCAUAUAUGUUGAAGCAAUUAGCUUGGACAAGUUCAUGUUGGAGGCUGAUAGCCUUGAGACUCUGCAUUUGAAAGAUUGUGCUCUUGAAGUUUUUGAACUCGUUGGAAAGGGGAGUUUGAAGCAUUUCAAGAUCGAUGAUGUUAGUGUUAUACAUCUUGAUAUUGGUGAGACUGUUGAAAAUCUUGAGAUCGUGGACGUCAGUAAUUUCACUAUUAUUUGGUCAAAAUUUUACCAAAUGAUCUCCAAAUCAUCCAAAUUGCGAAGGCUUCGGCUUUGGGAUGUGGUGUUUGAUGACGAGGAUGAGAUUAUUGAUUUGGAAACAAUUGCGCUGUGUUUCCCACUGUUAAGCCGUUUGUCGUUGAGUUAUGACUUGAGAGAUGGGCUGCUUCACUAUGGUUUGCAAGGCUCCUCUUAUUUGGAGAACGUGAUUGCAUUGGAGCUUGGAUGGACAGUAGUGAAUGACCUCUUCACGGAUUGGGUUUCUUGUCUGCUUAUACGGUGUCCAAAUCUUAAGAAAUUGGUCAUUCAUGGGGUUGUUUCAGAGGCAAAAACACAUGAAGAGUGCCAAAUGUUUGCAAAAUUUACUUCAUCUAUUGUGCAGCUUAUGAGGAAAUAUAUGCACGUAGAAGUGCACUUUGAAUAUGAAUAGAGAUACUGGAUGUUGCCUUGGUAGAGUAAUGGAUUCAAAUUCUUACUCUGUGAAUUAUAAAAGCACUUAGGCAGGUAAAUUUGUUGCUUGCGGAGCCCGAGGGCUGAGCCUUGUCUUGUGAUUAAAAGAUAGUGGAAAUUGUUUCUGUUUGGAUUAUUAAUGUCAUAGAAGGACGACUAUUCAUUUCAAAUUCAUAUCAUUCGGUUAA